Helianthus annuus (common sunflower) is the source of this 2741-nucleotide messenger RNA. Its product is annotated as putative general negative regulator of transcription C16C9.04c. Gene Ontology annotation, cellular component: CCR4-NOT complex. The transcript is spliced from 14 exons. Lineage: Eukaryota; Viridiplantae; Streptophyta; Magnoliopsida; Asterales; Asteraceae. The record is from RefSeq and is a predicted model, not a curated record. Bases 119 to 2326 code for a protein of 735 amino acids. Gene Ontology annotation, molecular function: RNA binding; ubiquitin-protein transferase activity. Gene Ontology annotation, biological process: protein ubiquitination.
AAAGUGCUUAAAAAACCACCCCUCUCUAUCUAAUCUCCCACACUCCCAAUUAGGCUUUUGUGGUUCCUCAUCUUUUGAUUCUUCUUCACCUACUUUCGAUCCAUCAAUCACUGUAACCAUGAGUGACGCAGGAGAGAGAACUUGUCCACUUUGUGCUGAAGAGAUGGAUCUAACAGACCAGCAGCUCAAGCCUUGCAAAUGUGGCUAUGACAUCUGUGUUUGGUGCUGGCACCACAUAAUGGAUAUGUCUGAGAAAGAUAACACAGAAGGGCGAUGCCCAGCAUGUCGGACACCUUAUAACAAGGAAAAGAUUGUCGGGACAGCGUCAAAAUGUGAAAGAUUGGUUACUGGGAUGAAUAUGGAGAAAAAACAAAAGUCACAAAAGGGGAAAACUAAAACUGCUGAAGCGAGGAAGGAGCUUACUAGUGUCAGGGUUAUUCAACGUAACCUUGUAUACAUUGUGGGAUUGCCUCUGAAUUUAGCUGAUGAAGAUCUUCUGCAGCAGAAAGAAUAUUUUGGUCAAUAUGGGAAGGUGCUAAAGGUGUCAAUAUCACGGACAGCAGCUGGUGAAAUCCAGCAGUUUCCUAACAGUACUUGUAGUGUAUAUAUUACUUACUCCAAGGAGGAAGAAGCAGUUCGUAGUAUACAGUCGGCACAUGGCUUUAUCUUGGAGGGUAGACCUUUAAGGGCCUGUUUUGGGACAACAAAGUACUGUCAUGCAUGGCUGAGGAAUACGCCUUGCACCAAUGCUGAUUGUCUGUAUUUGCAUGAGUAUGGACCACAAGAAGAUAGCUUCACUAAAGAUGAAAUAGUUUCAGCAUAUACAAGGAAUAAAGUUCAGCAAAUUACUGGUGCUACAAAUGACAUGCAACGGCGUUCUGGAAAUUUUUUACCACCUCCAGUUGACGACUACUCAAAACCAAUUAGUAAAAACACCACUAAUAAUCCAGCAAACACCUUGAAAGUUUCCCCACCAAAUAGUAGUUGCGGUAGAUCAGAAGCUCUUCCUGCAGCAGCCUCAUGGGGAACUCGUGCUUCAAUUAGUCAGCCAAUUGUGGCAAACGGAGCAAGUACUACACUCCCCAAGAAGCAUUGUGAAGAAAACCACAAUUUACAAGAAAAGGGCAAUUCGGGAAAUCCGACAUCUAUUAAAAAAACCGAUGAAAGAACAACCCUAUGCAAGACACCUGUCACCACUGGACUUUCUUCUUCCUCAACCGCAACCAUCCAACUUUCAACAACUUCACUCGACAGUAAAAACACAUCAUUAGAAACCACCAACAAGAAUCAAACAUCACAAGAAUCUGAUUUAGUAUCAGAUCUGCAAAAGAAAGUAUCUCAAGUUGCAAUUAGUGAAGCCAAAGAACAAAAUCCGCCUCAUAUAAUGGACCCCGCUUCACUGGAUCAAAAUCUUGAAAAGGCUCCACAACAUCCUGUUAAUGUGUCUAAUGGAGUGUUUGAAGAUCACACUACAACUAACCUAGAUUUAGGAGAAAAUACUAUAAUAUCUAAUAUUCUAUCGAUGGACUUUGACCCGUGGGAUGAAUCAUUGACUUCACCUCAAAAUUUGGCUAAGUUUUUGGGUGAAGGCAAUAAACAGGUUUUGAGUUCAAGAAAACCGCAAAACAGCAACCAGUCAAGAUUCUCGUUUGCCCGACAGGAUGAUUGCACAGAUCAAGGAUUAAAUUAUGCACCGAGUUUAAGUGAUUUUGGACGAGGUGUUGAAUAUAAUAAUAAUAGUGUUUAUUAUGACAACAAGUUUAGUAACGGCAACGGUUUCUCUUCUUUUAGCUUUGAGAAAUCUAAUCAUUUUGCUGCUGGUUAUCCUGAAACUAAGAUUUCAGUUUCAAGAACACAAGUAUCCGCCCCACCUGGAUUUUCUGGACCUAGCAGAGCCCCACCUCCAGGCUUCACUCUUAACAACAUAUCAGCAAGUCAUAAUUACGACACCUUUAAAAAAUCACAUGAAGCAGCAGCAGCCACCGUAGGUAUCGCUGAUUUGGAUUUUAUGGAUCCCGCCAUUUUGGCAGUAGGUGGUAGAGUUCCUACGAGAUCAAACUUCCCCACACAUAUGAAUAAUACUUUUGAAAACGAUACCCGACUUCAAUUCUUGAUGCAAUCAUCGUUUUCUCACCAAAACCCUAGAUUUACUGAUAAUUAUCAGCAGACCAGUUUCCAGCAGCAAAUGAGUUCGUUAAAUGUUAACGGCCACUGGAACGGUGGAAAUGAUAGAAUGGGAUUCAACAGGUAUUAUUCGGGUCACGAGGAUGCGAAAUUCCAGCUGUCAACUUCAGGUGAUCUGUAUAACAGAACAUUUGGAAUUUGAUUUCGCUCGAUUUGGUAUUUCUAAGAUUAUUGGAAUUAGAAAGAUGUGUAAAGUGAAGCUUUGCACCCAGAAAUGGUGAGGAUUGGUUCUGGAUUAAACCCUUUGAACCAGGGCUGGAACAAACCACCAGGGGGAGCAAGUUAUGAGAUAUGGAUCCGGUUUUGAGAUUCCGGUGGUGGAUAUGCUUUUGGUAUGGGCUUGUGGUUCUCCGGACGAUUGAUUCUUGUGCUAUUUUUGGUCUCUAUAUUGUGAAAAUAAUCUGGGAUUGUAUCAUUGUAAGGAUAUACUAAUUUUCUUUUAAGUUAUUUUUUUUAUCGUUUGUGGCAUUUCCUAUAGAUCUUCAUACAACUUGUUUUGUAUUUAAGAUAUAUUUUUGUAAGUUUAAAGUUGUCGCAAAGGGUAUUGAUUAGUAUCA